Mangifera indica (mango) is the source of this 1686-nucleotide messenger RNA. Its product is annotated as pre-mRNA cleavage factor Im 25 kDa subunit 1-like. The transcript is spliced from 6 exons. Gene Ontology annotation, molecular function: mRNA binding. Gene Ontology annotation, cellular component: mRNA cleavage factor complex. NCBI's taxonomy places the organism in Eukaryota, Viridiplantae, Streptophyta, Magnoliopsida, Sapindales, Anacardiaceae. The record is from RefSeq and is a predicted model, not a curated record. Bases 175 to 756 code for a protein of 193 amino acids.
AACAAGCCCAGAUGUAGCGGCCCAUAAAGCAACUUCAACCCGGACCACUCUUCUGUUUUUUUCUCUCUCCUUCCAGCUCUUUCUGGAGAGCGCCUUCCACUCACACUUCACUACUUUUCUUCUCUAUUUAAAAUUAAUUUCUCUCUGAGUGUCAGCGCAAUUGAAGAAAAGAAGAUGUCAGUUGUGGCAAACGGUGGCAGUCAAGACAAUGGAACCGCCAGUGAUCAGAGUUAUGUUUUAGACAUACAUCCGCUCAGUAGCUACGCCGCUCAUGGCUUGAGAACUUGUGUAGAAGCAGUUAUUCUGGUUGAAUUGUUCAAACACCCGCAUUUAUUGCUGCUGGAAGUAAGAAAUUCCAUCUUCAAGCUUCCUGGUGGUCGCUUAAGACCAGGUGAAUCAGACAUUUAUGGAUUGAAACGUAAGCUAACGAGGAAACUUUCUCUUAAUGAAGAUGGCAACGAAAUAGAUUGGGAGGUGGGGGAAUGCCUUGGUAUGUGGUGGAAGCCUGAUUUUGAAACAUUGCUCUUUCCAUACUUGCCUCCUAAUGUAAAAUGGCCAAAGGAGCGCACAAAGCUCUUUCUUGUGAAGCUACCAGUGAGCCAAAGGUUCAUUAUACCAAAAAGCCUGAAAUUGCUUGCAGUUCCAUUUUGCCAAAUUCAUGAAAAUCACAAGGUAGAGACCCUUUUUAUGAUAGGUAAUUUUGAUGGAUACAUGGGUGGCCUAUUGAGAUUAAAUAAGACAAUUGUGUUUUUCUGAGUAAGAUCUGAGGUCUAUUAAAAGUAUUUUUCAAUAAUUAGUUAUUAUAAUAACAAAAACAGCAAAAGAAGAAACACUAAAAUAUUCACAACUGCACUCAUUUAAUUCCAUUAAUUAAUAAAACAUUUGAAAUCAGGGGAUUUGGUCAUUUUGAUAUUUUCAUGUUUGUGUAAUCAAAAUAUAGUAUCAAAGUUUGACAUUUUCUUAUUUGGGCUUUAGUUUCAAAGGGGAUUAUAGACUCUUCUUUUUAUUUUUAUGAUUUUUAAAUUGGAGGGAUUUUGGGCUAACAUUUUAUAGUUUGUUUUCCUUGGGUCCAGAAAGCCAAUAUUAUCUUCGGCAGAGCUUUUGUGGCUGUCUUGUAGAUUUAUUCCCCUCUUGUAUUUUUGAUACCUUCUUAGAUUUGUAGUCCAUUCAUGUUCCUAUUCCAUUUUUCUUAAUUUAACAAUUUCUUUAAAUUUUUUAUUUUAAAAAAAGAGAAGAAAAAUCUGCUCUUAAAUGCCAGCAAUGAUGCUCUGAGGUUCUGAAUUUCCUUGGACACCCAAUUAUAUACUUUUCUGAGGAUGCUUAUGCAGGUAGAUUUUAUACUUCUUCAUUGUUGUAUUUUGUAGACAUAUGGACCAGUAAUAUCAAGUGUAUCGAAAUUCUCAUUCAACAUUAUUGACUCUUAAAUUAGGUCUACAGAUAAUAGUAGUUUGAUGUGUAUUUGGAAAUGUUCUUUAGAGCUUCUAAUUUUUUGUGAAGUAUGAGAGAGAGACACUUGUAUAUAUGGUAUAGUGUUUUACGGUUGAUCGGCAAUGAGUCAAUAUAUGUUAUUUGUUAUUCCUAACCCCUCAGAAAUCACUAUGCUUCAUAUGGUGUUUUAGAUGUUGGGUAAUAGCUGAAAACUCUUUUUGUAUUGAGAUGUUACUAUCUCGAGAAUAUUUUGGUGAA